Messenger RNA from Theobroma cacao (cacao), 1025 nucleotides. The record is from RefSeq and is a predicted model, not a curated record. NCBI's taxonomy places the organism in Eukaryota, Viridiplantae, Streptophyta, Magnoliopsida, Malvales, Malvaceae.
GUGAGAGAGAGAGAGAAGUUCUUUGCUAGAAGUUCUUUGCUAGAAGUUCAUGCUCGACGCUUAGGGGAGCAAAAGUUCUCUUUUUGUUUCCUUUUUCUCGUUUUUCUAAGGCAAGAUGAGGAAGCUUUCCAAAAGACUUGGAGUGUUCGCGGUGAUAUUUGUGUUUGCUAUAGGGAUAGUGGAAUGCCGAAAGCUUGAGAAGGAGACCCUUGGAGGUGGUUUUGGUGGAGGUGCUGGUGGUGGUGGUGGAAUAGGUGGAGGUGUCGGAGGUGGAAAAGGUGGUGGGGUAGGAGUUGGAGGUGGAGCUGGCGGAGGGCUUGGUGGUGGAGGUGGAGCUGGGGGUGGUGCUGGAGGAGGGCUUGGUGGUGGAGUUGGAGGUGGUGCUGGAGGAGGGCUUGGUGGUGGAGGUGGUGCAGGUGGUGGUUUUGGAGGUGGAAAAGGUGGAGGUGUAGGAGUUGGAGGUGGAGCCGGUGGUGGUGUUGGAGGAGGAUUAGGUGGUGGAGGUGGUGCAGGUGGAGGUGCUGGUGGUGGCAUUGGAGGUGGUAAAGGUGGUGGUAUAGGUGCUGGAGGAGGAUUAGGUGGUGGAGGUGGUGCAGGUGGAGGUUUAGGUGGUGGUGCCGGUGCAGGUGGUGGAGUCGGAGGAGGUGCAGGUGGUGGUGCUGGUGGAGGUCUUGGUGGUGGAGGAGGCCUCGGAGGAGGUGCUGGUGCGGGUGCUGGUGGAGGUUUUGGAGGUGGUGCUGGUGGUGGACUAGGUGGUGGUUUCGGUGGUGGUGCUGGUGGAGGAAUUGGAGGGGGAUUUUAGUUCCAUAAACGUGCCAAGGUUGUAAGCUGUAACCAUGCUACUGCAUGAGAAUGGUUGGCAUACUCGUAAGCAUAUGAUGUAUCCGAUUAUAACUUACUAGUUAGUAAUUAAACAAAAUGGAAAAUAAAAGGCUGCAAUAUGCCUCCUACUCCUAGCAAAUUUUAUGCAGUUUUAUCUUUCUCUGUAUUAAAAUUUACCAGGAAAAGAUUCGACAUUCGAUGUA